GACAAGUAAGCAAAUGCAGGAAAACAAAAGAAAGAGAAGACGAGAUAAUAGAGAGCUAUAGCCUAUAGAUUAGGCGGGAUUAUAGAAACACGUCAGGCGUAAAUCGUAAUACAACACGAAGCCCUCUUGCCCCAAACCUGUAGUCGUUCGGGGUCGGGGUCCGUUUCCCAAAAGCUCAGAUGCCAUUCCAAGCUUUCUCAUCCUCCUCCUUCUUCUAUCUCUUCAACCCCCAACCCUGGCUCCACCAUUCUCCUCUAGAGGGCCCCACCACCCUCACCUUCUUCUUCUUCUCAUCAUCAUCGUCGUCGUCGUCAACAUCACCCUUAUCGGAUCUCCAUUCCUUGUUCUUUAAGAGAAAUCAGAUGAUUGAUAUGCACUAUUCUAAUGCGUUCGUGGGAGUUCUUCCUAAAAUUCUUUUGCUUCCAAGUUGAUGAAGAUGAUUAUCCUUGGAGACACCACAACAAGGACAACAUUUUGGAAUGGUUACAUAAGUCUCUUACCAGAAAAUCAGUAUUAGCUCAAUGUAUUACUACUGCUAUGGUUGGUCCACGACAAUGGAUUGGAGGAAUUUUUGGCAUGAAGCGUUCUGCAAGUAACAAAUACAUUGAUUUUAAGUACACUAAUGUUCAGGAAGCAAGAUAUCAGAAGCUUAGAGAACGUACAAACGUACCUUUUGAUGAAACUCGCAUUGAGCACCAGAAAGCCCUUGUAGAAUUAUGGAAUUUAGCAUAUCCAAAUGUUACACUUACAGGAUUGAUCUCUGAUCAAUGGAAGGAAAUGGGGUGGCAGGGAGCUAAUCCAUCCACUGACUUUAGGGGUUGUGGUUUUCUUUCACUUGAGAAUUUGCUGUUCUUUGCAAAAACAUUUCCAGCUGCUUUUCGUAGAUGUUGGAGUUGUAUUCAGUUAAGCCUAGGUGGUCUUCACUGUGUCAAUUUUGUAAAAAUAUUGGGAGAGGACGAUGAAGCCUUUGAUGUUCUAUAUUGUAUUGCUUUUGCAAUGAUGGAUGCACAGUGGCUCGCAAUGCAUGCCUCAUACAUGGAGUUCAAUGAAGUUCUACAAAUUACACGAACACAAUUGGAGAGAGAACUUGCACUGGAAGACAUCCAUAGAAUACGAGAUCUGCCAGCCUUCAACCUUCUGCACCAUUAG
This is a messenger RNA of Lactuca virosa, 1149 nucleotides long. The record is from the annotation of a GenBank genome assembly. Lineage: Eukaryota; Viridiplantae; Streptophyta; Magnoliopsida; Asterales; Asteraceae.